AUGAACUUUAUGGGGAGAGUGCUUAACUCGGUGUCAGACUUGUAUAAGGAUAUGCAUCCAGGGCAAAUGAGCGGGGCAAAUGAUGUAAUAGUCUGCAAAACAGCCAAGGGGUUCCACUCCACUGGGUUUCAUGCUCGCUUUGGAAACGUGCAGUCGUUUAAAACCUCACGGGAGGUUAUUUUAAUAGUAAACGACAGGGUAGUCAAUGUUGAAGCGCGCCUAGACCGAGAGGGGAAUGUGUUUUUCUCCCUCCAUAACCAAAGCCACCCAGGGCAUCCCUUGGUGAAUGUUCCAUUCAAGUCUUUCAAGAUGUUUGUGGAGUCUGACGACAACUAUGCCUUUCUUCUUGCAAACUACGAGCGGGUCUAUGAGUGCAUUCUGCACAGACAGUAUGUAUUUAGCGAGUGCAUUUUCAAACAAGUUAUUCCGAAUAAGAUAGAGGAGGUCUUUAAUGAGCAUAAGAUAAAAACGUUUUUGGGCAAUGACAUGGUUGUUAUCGGGCUUUACGAGGAGACAAGCCCAAAGAUUGUCUUCUAUAUGGCGUUCUGCCUGUUUAGCGAGCUUUACUUUUGCGUGGAAAGGCGCAGAGGGCAUGCAUGCGAUGAAGAGACGGAGGGCGAUGGAGCAGACCAGGUGAAUGAAAAGUACACAGAAAAGUUUUUGGUCAAGCAGCUGCUGCGAAAGAGAGUGCGGCCAGAGCAGUCUCCGGACAGAAGACAGCGCGAGGUUUAUCUGCCUGACCACUACAUAGAAAAAAUGCAUUUGCUGCCCGGCCCGAAUAAGACCGUAUAUCGCCUAUCCGGAACCCCAAUCUUUCUCACAUGCAAUAUCUAUCUGUGGAGCGAGACAGAUAAAGUUGUUGUCUCUGACAUUGACGGAACCAUCACAAAAAGCGAUAUUGUUGGGUAUAUAUACGGUGCCAUGGGGAAGGACUGGACACACUCUGGGAUUGCUGCUCUGUACAACAAAAUUGUUGAGAAUGGCUACAAGAUCAUUUAUCUGUCCUCCCGGCCAAUAGGGCACAUUGGCUUCACAAAGGCAUAUCUUGAAAGAGUUGAGCAGGAGGAGCAGAGCCUGCCGCUUGGCCCAGUGAUCCUAUUUCCAGGGCGCCUUUUAUCUGCUAUUUAUAAGGAGAUGGUGCAGGGCCCAGAGGAGUUCAAAAUAUCUGUGAUUUCUGAGAUAAAGGGACUUCUGCGGAGGGGCCGCAUAUAUGCAGGAUUUGGGAACAAGGAAAGUGACCGCAUUGCAUACGAGGUGUGCGAGAUAGAUCCAGGGCGGAUCUUCAUUGUGAACACACUAAGCGAGAUAUCUACAGGAAGAAAGGGAAUUGUGAAGCUAACGCACUGCAGUCUGUAUGAGAUAGUUGAGGGCGUGUUCCCUCCUGUGGGGCAGCUGAUGCCAGAUGUUGCGCAAAAGUACAUCGGUGAAAGCUGGUGGUCUGUUCGUUCGCCUGAGGAGUGA
This is a messenger RNA of Nematocida ausubeli, 1461 nucleotides long. RefSeq lists its product as uncharacterized. Gene Ontology annotation, molecular function: phosphatidate phosphatase activity. The record is from RefSeq and is a predicted model, not a curated record. Lineage: Eukaryota; Fungi; Microsporidia. The coding region runs from base 1 to 1461 and encodes 486 amino acids. The transcript has a single exon.